This is a messenger RNA of Salmo salar (Atlantic salmon), 1919 nucleotides long. Its product is annotated as E3 ubiquitin-protein ligase TRIM21. NCBI's taxonomy places the organism in Eukaryota, Metazoa, Chordata, Actinopteri, Salmoniformes, Salmonidae. Gene Ontology annotation, molecular function: protein binding. The record is from RefSeq and is a predicted model, not a curated record.
ACACAGCUAGUUUGCACUUACCUGUACAACUUUAAAUCGUCAAAUAAACUAAACUAAGCACAGAGAACGUGAAAUGGUUAAGUUGUGGGCAGAACAGGGAGGAGUUGAGUGAAAACAUUUAGCUAAAGUGAAAGCAUAACACUCCUGCUCCACUCCCCUCUACACACUGCAACACAGUCAACCUUCUGUCAAGACAAAGAGGAAAAACACACCCAGGUUUCAGAAAUGUCCACCUCCAGCAAUGUCUUGUCUGAAGAGCAGUUCCUGUGCCCUAUCUGUCUGGAUGUGUUCACUGAGCCAGUCUCUAUUCCAUGUGGACACAACUUCUGCAAGGCCUGUAUCAGGGAAUACUGGAACAGCACUGUCCUGUGCCAGUGUCCACUGUGUAAGGACACAUUCAACAGAAGACCUGAACCAAAAACCAACACAACACUCAGAGAUGUUGGAGAUCAUUUUAAGAAGAUGAAGGUCACGGACGGAGAGGAGUCCUCUUCCAAGCCUGGAGAAGUAGCACAAGUGCAGCAGAUGAUCCAGGAGCGACUGCAGAAAGUUAAGGAGAUCAAGUACUCAGUAGAGCUCAGCAAGAGAGAUGCAGAGAGAGAGAUAGCAGGAAGUGUGGAAGUCUUCACUGCUCUGGUUCGCUCCAUUGAGAGAAGUCAGGGUGAGGUUAUUGAGGAGGUUGAGGAGAAGCAGAAAGCAGCUGAGAGGCAGGCUGACGGGCUCACUGAAGAGCUGGAGCAGGAAAUCACUGAGCUGCUGAGGAGAGGCACUGAGCUGGACCAUGUCCACCUCCUCCAGAGGUUCCCAUCCCCGAUCAAGGACUGGUCUGAGAUCAGUGUUCACAGGGAUCUGCAUGUAGGAACUGUGAGGAGAGCUCUUUCUCGGCUGGAGGACACAUUUCAGAAAGAGAUGGAGAAGUCGUGCGAUGCUGAGCUGAAGAUGAUACGGCAGUGGUCAGUGGAUGUGACUCUGGAUCCUGAUACAGCACACCCCAAGCUCAUUGUAUCUGAGAACAGGAAACAAGUGAGCUUUCAAGGCACACGGCGGAAUAUCCCUGACAACCCAAAGAGGUUUAGUACUCAUCUAGCUGUCCUGGGAAAGGAAGGCUUCUCCUCAGGGAGAUUCUACUUUGAGGUUCAGGUUAGAGGAAAGAUUGAAUGGGUGUUAGGAGUGGCCAGAGAAUCCAUCAUCAGGAAGGGCCAAAAAGCUGUAAGCCCUGAUGGUGGACUCUGGGCUCUGAAAAUGAAGGGUGAGAAUAAGUAUGAGAUCAAGGACACACCCCCUAUCCCCCUCUUCCUGAGUCAGAAACCCCAGAAGUUGGGGGUGUUUGUGGAUUACGAGGAGGGUCAGAUCUCCUUUUAUGAUGUAGAAAACAGGUCUCACAUCUACUAUUUCACUGGUUGUAUCUUCACUGAGAAACUAUAUGCAUUCUUUAACCCCUGUGAUAAUUCUGAGGGUCCAAACUCAGCCCCAUUGGUCAUCUCUCCUGUCAAUCACACUGACUGAUUUGGGGUCCAAUAAGGCAGAAGUGCUGAUAAUAUUGGGGGGUCUGCCAAGCAGUCACAACCCAAAUAUCACAACAUCUAGGUGUUUAACAUCACGCCAGAAACCGCAUCAUUAUGAUAUUAUAAUCUCAAGCAUGACUGCAAUGUAUCUAACGUGGCGUUCAAUGAUUGGUUCAUUUGUGGAGCAUCUUUUAAAUCAGAGGAUUAUGCUUGAAAUCUGAUCUACAGUAGAAUAGUUUUAGUUUGUCUUUUUUCACAUUUAUUUUCCCCAUUUUUCAGUAUAGUGUGUUGAGACGUUGUUUGGAUUAAUUUGGGAGUAUGUACUAGACUUGGAUAAUUCAGUACAAUGCAUGCAAUUUCUUGUGAGUUUUCAUUGUAUGUGGUCCAUGUCAAAUAAACAUAAUAAAUACAGUG